AUGCCUGUACCUAAAAUCGAUGUUGUUAGUGUCGUUGCUACAUUAUUACCUGACUUUGGAAUUGGUUGCCAAGGUGGUCUGCCAUGGAGGUUAUCUAAAGAGAUGAAAUACUUUAGACAGGUGACAUCAAGUACAUUUGAUUCAAACAAACAAAAUGCCGUGAUUAUGGGUAGGAAGACAUGGGAAUCGAUCCCGUUAAAAUUCAGACCCUUGCCUAACAGAAUCAAUGUGGUAAUCUCCAGAGGGUUCGACUCUCAAUUAACUCUAGACACAUUAACGGAGGAAAAACAAUAUUAUAAGAUUAAUUCAUUGACAUCAGGUAUAGACCAACUAAAAGAACAAUUAGGUGAAAAAUUGGAGAGGAUAUAUAUUAUUGGUGGUGGUCAAAUCUAUUCCGAAGGUAUUAAGAUUUCGGAUAAGUUGUUGAUUACUAAAUUGGAAAUUGAUUCUCCAGAGUUGGAUAUACUGGAUAUGGAUACAUUUCUUAAUGUAAAACAAAUCCAAGAUGAUUUUGUCGAAUCAAAAAAUGGCUUAAGAGAUUUUUUACCAUCAAAAGUCGAAUUGCCAGAACCAUUUACACAAGGAGAAUACGUCGAAUACGAAAAGGGUUAUAAAUGUCAAUAUACCCUGUAUACUAAGACUCAUUAA
Molecule: messenger RNA, 648 nt
Organism: Maudiozyma barnettii
Lineage: Eukaryota; Fungi; Ascomycota; Saccharomycetes; Saccharomycetales; Saccharomycetaceae
Gene: DFR1
Product: dihydrofolate reductase
Exons: 1
Coding region: 1-648 (215 amino acids)
Biological process (GO): folic acid metabolic process; glycine biosynthetic process; tetrahydrofolate biosynthetic process
Cellular component (GO): mitochondrion
Molecular function (GO): dihydrofolate reductase activity; NADP binding
Source: RefSeq, a predicted model, not a curated record